GCCUGGACCGGCCGGCCCGCGCGCAUCGGCCCGGAGCCGCGCGUGGAGGGGCCAUGGCCAGGCCCCGGGUGCGGCUGGUGGUCACGGCUGACGACUUCGGUUACUGCCCGCGGCGCGACGAGGGCAUCGUAGAAGCCUUCCUGGAGGGGGCUGUGACCAGCGUGUCCCUGCUGGUCAACGGCGCGGCCGCCGAGAGCGCGGCUGAGCUGGCCCGCAGGCACCGAAUCCCCACGGGCCUCCACGCCAACCUAUCCGAGGGCCGCCCCGUGGGCCCCGCCCGGCGCGGCGCCUCCUCGCUGCUCGGCCCCGAAGGCUUCUUCCUCGGCAAGAUGGGCUUCCGGGAGGCGGUGGCGGCUGGAGACGUCGUCUUGCCCCAGGUGCGAGAAGAGAUGGAGGCCCAGCUGAGCCGGUUCCGGGAAUUACUGGGCAGGGAGCCUACUCACGUGGACGGGCACCAGCACGUGCACGUGCUUCCAGGAGUGUGCCGGGUGUUCGCGGAGGCGCUGCAGGUCUGCGGGGUGCGCUUCACUAGGCUGCCCCUGGAGCGCGGGGUGGCAGGCUGCACGUGGCUGGAGGCCCCAGCGCGCGCCUUCGCCUGCUCCGUGGAGCAAGAUGCCCACGCCGCCAUAGGCCCCUUCGCCCACCACGGCCUGCGGUGGACCGAUGUCUUCGUGGGCCUGAGCACCUGUGGCCGGCACAUGUCUGUGCAUCGUGUGUCAGGGGCGCUGGCUCGGGCCCUGGAGGGUAUACCCACGGGCCGUCUGGUGACAGCCGAGCUGAUGGCACACCCUGGCUACCCUAGUGUGCCUCCGGCUGGGGGCUGCGGUGAGGGCCCUGAUGCCUUUUCCUGCUCCUGGGAGCGCCUGCACGAGCUGCGCGUCCUCCUGGCGCCGGCGCUGCGGGCUCAGCUGGCCCAGGACGGUGUGCAGCUUUGUGCCCUCCACGAGCUAGACUCCAAGAGGCCCGGAGAGGGGGCCCCCAGCGAACCAGCUCUGGAAACCUUUCUGGAGCCCUCCCCACCGUGACCCAGGCAGACAGCCAAGCAUUAACGCCCCUUGACGCACAGGAAGGGAACCAGGUUGCAGAGCAAGCUGUGACUUCCUGGGCUGGAUGCUGCCAGCUUUGUGCCCAGGUCCUCAUGGCCCAGAAUGGUGGUAGAGCUUAUGCAAGCCCUCUGGCUGCGGGUGGCGGCCGUGACCUCUGGGCCUGGGGCCUGCCAAGCAUUGGGGGUAGGGGGUGUGUGUCAGUACCGUGUAAGCGUCUUCCUUGUUUGGGCACACGGGGCAGCGAUGGCUGUAUUUUAAUAAAGUAACAUGUGUC
Molecule: messenger RNA, 1320 nt
Organism: Hippopotamus amphibius kiboko
Lineage: Eukaryota; Metazoa; Chordata; Mammalia; Artiodactyla; Hippopotamidae
Gene: YDJC
Product: YdjC chitooligosaccharide deacetylase homolog
Exons: 5
Coding region: 54-1025 (323 amino acids)
Biological process (GO): carbohydrate metabolic process
Molecular function (GO): deacetylase activity
Source: RefSeq, a predicted model, not a curated record